Molecule: messenger RNA, 711 nt
Organism: Opisthorchis viverrini
Lineage: Eukaryota; Metazoa; Platyhelminthes; Trematoda; Opisthorchiida; Opisthorchiidae
Exons: 3
Coding region: 1-522 (173 amino acids)
Biological process (GO): protein dephosphorylation; cilium assembly
Molecular function (GO): protein tyrosine/serine/threonine phosphatase activity
Source: RefSeq, a predicted model, not a curated record
AUGGGGAAAGCUGCUUUCCCGUACGGCGGCCGGGGCUUGCUCGUGCGGUUUCUGUCCACCACGCUUAAGAUGGCAAGGGAACCCAUGAAUUUUUCUUGGGUUUCGGACAGCGUUGCUGGAUUCGCCUUUCCAUAUGACAAAGAAGAAUGGGAAUAUUUAUCUAACGUCGCCAAAUUAAGUCAUGUUAUCACUAUGUGCCACGAAAGCCCGCAUUACGCCUCCGAAUAUCAAAACAUCAAGCACCACCAUUUGCCCGUGGACGAUCUAUCGCCAGCGAAUUUGUCGAUAAUACAGAAGGCCAUGAAAAUAAUACAGGAUGCUGAAGCGAAGGAACAAAAAGUUGGGGUGCACUGUCAGCUGGGUCGCGGACGUGCUGGGACAAUCCUAGCCUGUUACUUGGCAAGGAAGAAUGGAUGGGAUGCUGACACAGCCAUCCGGGAACUCCGACGCCUUCGACCCAAGUCAAUCGACGUCGAUCAAGAACAGGCCGUCCUGAAAUAUGUGCAAUCAAUUCGAUCAUAAGGAUGAUACUGUCAUGUACUGUGCAAUAAAAGUCCUUGAUUGUAUCCUCGUUUGCAUGUACUUUUGAUGUGCAUAGCUGCAUGUAGUGGCUCACUUGUUCAAGUUUAUUCGUCUCUCUUUGGUAGCUCUUUUAGCUUGUUUAUGCCUUGUACGUGCAACAUCCACAUCCGCACUAACAGUCGUCCUAGC